Cucurbita pepo subsp. pepo (vegetable marrow) is the source of this 1126-nucleotide messenger RNA. Its product is annotated as ADP-ribosylation factor 1. The record is from RefSeq and is a predicted model, not a curated record. Gene Ontology annotation, molecular function: GTPase activity; GTP binding. NCBI's taxonomy places the organism in Eukaryota, Viridiplantae, Streptophyta, Magnoliopsida, Cucurbitales, Cucurbitaceae.
UAUUGUGCUCGGAAGUGACGUGGAUAGACCGUACCGCACCGGGAGGAACACGGCCAUCGAAGAAAUUUCGGUUACUUGCAAAAUUUCCAACUCCAAUUUCGAGAGUUGCGAAUCCAAUUCGAGCAGAUCAGCGAGUUUCUUGCUGGGAGUCUCUUCUACACUGCUGCUUCUCUCUCCAGAUUCUUCAUUCAAUCCGUAAUUCUCAUAACAACGCAGGGAUGUAUUGAGCUCUGCGUUUGAGAUCUGAUCCAUAACUGUCUGUUUUCUUCUUUCUGGUUGCACUCAUGGGGAUUUUGUUUACUCGAAUGUUUUCUUCGGUGUUUGGGAAUAAGGAAGCUCGGAUCCUUGUUCUUGGCCUUGAUAAUGCUGGGAAAACUACCAUUCUCUAUCGGCUCCAGAUGGGGGAGGUUGUCUCCACAAUUCCAACAAUUGGAUUUAAUGUUGAAACUGUGCAGUACAAUAACAUCAAAUUCCAGGUCUGGGAUCUUGGAGGACAGACUAGUAUCAGACCAUACUGGAGAUGCUAUUUUCCUAAUACGCAAGCUAUAAUCUAUGUGGUUGAUUCAAGUGAUACUGAUAGGCUGGUGAUAGCAAAAGAGGAGUUUCAUGCAAUACUUGAGGAAGAAGAGUUGCGGGGUGCAGUUGCCUUAGUUUUUGCGAAUAAGCAGGAUCUUCCGGGUGCACUUGAUGAUGCAGCAGUCACAGAAGCCUUAGAGUUGCACAAGAUUAAGAACCGUCAAUGGGCUAUAUUUAAAGCCUCUGCUAUAAAAGGAGAAGGUCUUUUUGAGGGAUUGGAUUGGUUAAGUAACACACUCAAGUCUGGAGGUGGCUAAUUCAAGCCAAAAGAAGAACAUUGAGGCGCCCAGUUGACGAAUAUGGUGUUUAAGCGUUAUGAGUUGCAGGAGAGAACGCGUUUGUCCGAGCGAUUUCGCCAGCUUUACUUGCUUUUUAGUCACAAUUUUUUAAGGGAAUGAACUAUCGGUAUACAUGUAAAAUUGCUUUUGAUGAAGAUGGUGGCCACUGGGAGUCUUCGCUGACUCUAUUUUUCUUGUUUCCCAUCUUUAAGUGCUUUGGUUUGAAGCAUGUUCUUAUUCAGAGAUUAUGUCUAAAUUUGUACUUCUCAUCA